Mucor velutinosus is the source of this 312-nucleotide messenger RNA. RefSeq lists its product as uncharacterized. Gene Ontology annotation, cellular component: membrane. Lineage: Eukaryota; Fungi; Mucoromycota; Mucoromycetes; Mucorales; Mucoraceae. The transcript is spliced from 2 exons. Bases 1 to 312 code for a protein of 103 amino acids. The record is from RefSeq and is a predicted model, not a curated record.
AUGUCUCAGCAUCCUAGUUACGCCAUGGCAGCAUUAUGCUCAGCAGGUGGAAUUGCUGGUUAUGCACGCUCGCGUUCAGUACCGUCGUUGGUCGCUGGAUUAGGUGUUGGAGCCAUGUAUGGUGUAGCCAGUUACUUGAUCAAGGAAAAUAGAUAUUAUGGACAUGAAACUGGCGUGGCAGCGUCUGUCAUCCUGGCAAGUAGUAUGGUACCCAAAGCAAUCAAAACGGGAAAACCAUUUCCUGUCGCUUUAGCUGUGUGUUCAGUUGUCACUGGAGCUUAUUACACCAAAAAAGUCGUUGAGUACUGGUAA